Lineus longissimus is the source of this 1048-nucleotide messenger RNA. RefSeq lists its product as uncharacterized. The record is from RefSeq and is a predicted model, not a curated record. The coding region runs from base 60 to 662 and encodes 200 amino acids. The transcript is spliced from 4 exons. NCBI's taxonomy places the organism in Eukaryota, Metazoa, Nemertea, Pilidiophora, Heteronemertea, Lineidae.
AAAUGUAGAAUAAUCUCAGGAAAUACAUCACAGUCCAUUUAAUAUUUCCAAUUAAAAUCAUGCUAAAACAUGUAAAAAGCAACAGUAAUUCCAAUAUGUUAGACACGAAAUACCUCAAGCAUGAGGUGGAAUUAACUCAGAGACAUCAGGAAAUUAUCUUGAGACGCGAGGCACUACUGAAUGGAACCGAGGCUUUUUAUGAUGACAAAGAUGACAAGUCGGGAUCGUUUAUUGGGACGUACAAUAAUGCCAUUGAGAGAAAUCAACUUUUACUCCAGGACAUGAGACAGUUUUCAGAAGAGAUGAAGAUGAAGAAGAGAGCCAAAGAAGAUCCAAGAUUUACAACACUAAAAAAUAACUACUGGUCAAUGGUGAAAAAUAUCUUCCCUGUCUGGUCCGAAGAGAUGCGCGAAUACAAAAGGAGACGCAAUACGCCACGUUCAAAUCGCUCGGUCUCGGAAGAAGCAUCGGAACUCGACUUGAUGCCAGAAAAUGGUUAUAAUUUGGAUAUUUCAGAAGCAGAUUUUUCAAAUCUUUCACCACCCCAGACAGGACGCUCUAGUAAAUCUGUGACAAUUGACCCAAAUUUACCAGAGAGCAAAUCCUCUACUAAAGAGAAGAAAAAAAAGAAAGGGCUUUUUGGUUUAAAGUCACCAAGAUAAAUGUGGACACAUUGUUUCAGCAUUACUCUUUAGAAAGAUGUGAACUUUGAAAUUCAAACAGUCCGCUCUCGAUAAGAUAAUCUCACAGAUCAUCUCCCAUAUCAAUCAUGUCUAAAAGCAGUGACUGACUGCAUUCUGUGCGGUAGUGCGGCAAAAAUUAAAAACAAGAAAUGCUAAAGGGAUAAACAUGGUGGCAAGAGAAUUUCCGUCCUUACAUUUUUAUCAUUAAAGGUAUUCCUCACUCCGUCCAAGACUAGCUUUUUGCAAUCAUUCCAAAUACGAGGUGAUCGGGUAUGUUAUAUAAAUAUUGUAUUAAUCAUAUUUGAAAUGUAGUAACCCAAAUGAUAGUAGUUCAACUUCAUGUAGUAUUUUUUGCAAUAAAUAUU